AUGAGAAUGACCCUUCUGACUGAUGAUAGAGUGUGUACGAAUUUUGCUCUCAUGUCCGCAGCCGACAUCCUUGAGUUUGCUGUCAUGAUACCAAGUGGGCGAAUUUUGGAGGACGAGGGCAUCGAAAGGGGCCAACUUGGCCUAAACGCUGAGUGCAGUAAAUUUUUUGGUAUUUCAGCCGGAGAUGAGGUUAACAUAAAAGUGUUUGUUCCACCGUCAAAGGGGCUUGAUUUGUCACUCUUGAGGAUUGAGGUGGAUUUACUGGAUGGAAGUUCCACUCAUCAACCGGUUCUAGCUUCCAAUUUUGUGAGAGAAUUUGUGAAAACAUUUAACAAGCAGAUUUUUACUGAAAUUCAAAGCAUCUUAUUGAGAUAUGGCGGCAAUAUCUAUCACUGCACGGUUGCUGAUGCUUCUGUUGCUGAGGAUAAACAUUCCCCUGCCCCAAAGCGAGGGAUGCUCCGCAAGUCAACAGAAGUGAUUGUGGAGGUUUCUAGUUCUAUGGUAUACUCACAUAACCUGGAUAUGUCUUGCUCUGUUAUAUAUGUGCAAUUCACUUGA
This is a messenger RNA of Ilex paraguariensis (yerba mate), 558 nucleotides long. The record is from the annotation of a GenBank genome assembly. Lineage: Eukaryota; Viridiplantae; Streptophyta; Magnoliopsida; Aquifoliales; Aquifoliaceae.